AUGUCAGACACAGCAGUAGACGCCACUGUGGAGAAGACAACCAAGGACUUAAAAGUAAAAGACAAGGAAGUUGUAGAAGAAACAAAAAACGGGAAGGACAAACCAGCCAAUGGGAAAGCAGAGACUGAAGAGAAUGGAGAAGAUGGGGGAGACAAUGAGGGAGAAGAAGAGGAAGAAGUAGAUGAGGAAGAUGAGGAGGAUGAAGGAGAAGGAGAUGACGAUGAUGAUGAUGAUGACGCAGUUGGACCCACUGGGAAAAGAGCAGCAGAAGAGGACGAUGAGGAUGAUGAUGUUGAUACAAAGAAGCAGAAAACAGAUGAUGACGACUAGAGGGGGGGAUAUUCCCUGUCUCAAAAUAAAUUCUAUAUAUAAUACUUCUCCACCGCCUCCCCACCCUCUUCACGCUCAGAACAUGGUCACUUAAAGUGAUGCAUCCGUCCCACCCUUCAUGCAGGUUCCCAUGGCCCCCUACUCCGUCCACACAAGUGGCUACGCCUGUGAGGCUGGUCACUGUGUUCCCAUGGUGCAUUCUUUUUCGAGCAGCCCCCAGGUCCUUUCAAGUCGAGAGGGCCAACCCUUCACUGCCAGUGUGGGCUGCAGUCGCUUGCUGGCCUCUCCGGUCCUAAGAAGAAAAAAAGUGGGGGUUGAGGUUAACAGCAAGAAAAAAAAUUUGUUUUUCCUUUAUAAAAUUCUAAAAUGAGGAAACAAAAAUUGCCCUUGGAUUGGGGUCCUAUGUUUGUAUUUUUUAUUUACAUUUUAUAUUUUUGUACAUAUUGGUAUACAGCUGUCCUUUUUCUGUACCGGGGAUCCGGCUGACAGGGUGUGGGGCUUUUAAAUUGCACAUGUAAUUUUAUUUUAUUUUCGGUAAUUCUCCUGUAGAUUUCUGCCAAUGAAAUCCUGAUGUAUUUUGUUCUCUGGACGGGGUGGUGGGUGGGGUGGAGUAAGACUGGGCUGUUUCUUCUCCAAGGGGAACAAAUGGAGAAAUCUUUACAAAAAAAAGUUAAAAAGUUGUUACAAAAAAACCUAAAUAAAUAAGACAAAAUUCCCAUAUAAGAAAAAUAUUCUGAUCAUUCCAGUAACUUUUUACAUUUUAUUUUUUUUGUUUGUUUUUGAGCAUAUUUUUAGCUGUUCUUUAGAUGGGUUUGGAUGCGUAAUAUGGCCAAAGAUUUAAUUUUUUUUUUGUUCUGUCUGAAGUUGCUGUUUACUUUGUCAUUUCUUGGCCUGGCUGGAUGUGUGCGGCAGUAUUGUCAAUAAAACUGCAAUUUUAAUUUGCAGGC
Molecule: messenger RNA, 1277 nt
Organism: Nanorana parkeri
Lineage: Eukaryota; Metazoa; Chordata; Amphibia; Anura; Dicroglossidae
Gene: PTMA
Product: prothymosin, alpha
Exons: 5
Coding region: 1-330 (109 amino acids)
Biological process (GO): negative regulation of apoptotic process; positive regulation of transcription by RNA polymerase II
Cellular component (GO): nucleus
Molecular function (GO): histone binding
Source: RefSeq, a predicted model, not a curated record